Molecule: messenger RNA, 429 nt
Organism: Aspergillus heteromorphus CBS 117.55
Lineage: Eukaryota; Fungi; Ascomycota; Eurotiomycetes; Eurotiales; Aspergillaceae
Product: sorting nexin-3
Exons: 3
Coding region: 1-429 (142 amino acids)
Biological process (GO): late endosome to Golgi transport; endocytic recycling
Cellular component (GO): retromer complex; early endosome membrane
Molecular function (GO): phosphatidylinositol-3-phosphate binding
Source: RefSeq, a predicted model, not a curated record
AUGCAGGCGGUUCCGGAAUCCCGUCAGCAGACUUUCGAGGAGAUUUAUGGCCCCCCCGAGAAUUUUUUGGAGAUUGAAGUCCGAAACCCCCAAACCCACGGCACAUCCCGAAGCAUGUACACCUCGUACGAACUGACCUGCCGCACCAACAUCCCCGCCUUCAAGCUCAAGCACUCGGUCGUGCGCCGCCGGUACUCCGACUUCGAAUACUUCCGGGACAUCCUGGAGCGCGAGUCCACGCGCGUCACCAUCCCCCCGCUGCCCGGCAAGGUGUUUACCAACCGCUUCAGCGAUGAUGUGAUCGAGCAUCGGCGCGAGGGGUUGCAGCGCUUCUUGCAGAUCGUCGCGGGGCAUCCUUUGCUGCAGACCGGAAGUAAGGUGUUGGCGAGUUUUGUGCAGGAUCCGAAUUGGGAUCGGAAUGCGUGGUGA